UUACAAUGUAUAACAUGUAGCACAUUCCAGGAAAUUAUAAAUAAAGAUAAUAUAAAUUUCUUUACUACAUUGCUUAAUUUCAGAAUUAAAACAAUGCCGAGAAUAACUUCUCAUUUUGAAACCCGUGAAGAUGCUCCAAUGCGUCACCUGGUGCUUGGACACUCUCAAGUUCGAUAUGUUUGGGAACAUUAUCCCAAUGAUGGAGAUAAUAGUGUUUGUAUUGACUGGAUAUCAGUUUCUGGUGGACAUACCCAUGAGUUAGCACAGAUGAUCAAAGAUGAAAUCAAUGCAUCAUCAAUUCCCCUGUACAUAAGCGGAUUGAUUUGGCAAAAUGAUGUUGCAACACUCAAUAUCGACAGUGCAUGUGCCGUCAUUCAAGAUCUCGAACAGUUUAUGAUAAACCGUCCUGAUUGUAAACUUGCCCUUCCCGAGGUUAUGUACGUGCCAGCACUCUAUCCUUACUGGGAAUUUUUGUCUGAAUUAAAUACGCAACUCAGGAAUUAUAACGCAAGGCAAGGAUAUAGCAGGUACCCUCUGUCUAAGGUUGCUACGCGAGAUUGCCCAGGAGGCGAAAUGAAAAUCCGCCAAAACUGUUGGGAAGAGUUUAAUCAGGGAACAGGUUAUGGUUAUCACUUAACCUAUGAUGGAAAGCGCAUUCUUGCCAAAUUCAUCAGACGCUUCCAUUUUGCUGGGUUCACCGGUAUUCAUGUGGGUCAAAACCAGCUUCAUACUAACUCUGUCCGUCAGCCUGUAAACUAUCCAAGAUGGCCUUAAAUUCUGUAUGAACAGCUAUCUUUAAAUGUUUACUCUCAUUUCCAAUUUAUUUCAGGGACGAGGCCUAUGAUAAUGAAUUUGAUGUAAAAAAUGAUUAUUAAACAUCUCAAUAUUCAAAUCCCAUAUUUCGAUAGUAAAUAUCACACUCUUUUAUGAACAGGUAAUUGUCGUUCAAAACAAUGCCUGUUUCAAAGCUAAUUUUAUAGCAAUAUCAAUUUAUUUCAAUAUCCAGUUACAACCUUUCUCAAAAAAUGCAAUUAAAUAGAGUAACUUUCAAGUGUCAUGAGUACAUUUUUUUCUCAGCUUUUAUAAUUCUAAAUGGUUUUUGAGAAUUUUUACUAGAGGCAUAAUGUGAGCAUAAUGUUAAGCAAUUUCAUCAGCAGUUUUUUUUUCAAAACUGACUUGUUGUAGUUUCAAAAACUUGUUACACUCCCUAUAGGAUGCUAGUGCUGGAACAAAUCUGAUUACAAUCCCAUGAAAACGUGGUGACUUUGUACAGAUCCAAUAACACGCCGUACAAGGUGAAGAUGUAAACAAUGUUAAUCCAUGGCUUCACAGCUUUUCAUUCAUAAUUUUCAUAGUGCUUACAUUUCCUCUUGCUUGAUUAUUUGUAGAA
Molecule: messenger RNA, 1390 nt
Organism: Eurytemora carolleeae
Lineage: Eukaryota; Metazoa; Arthropoda; Copepoda; Calanoida; Temoridae
Exons: 2
Coding region: 94-774 (226 amino acids)
Source: RefSeq, a predicted model, not a curated record